This is a messenger RNA of Nezara viridula (southern green stink bug), 1341 nucleotides long. NCBI's taxonomy places the organism in Eukaryota, Metazoa, Arthropoda, Insecta, Hemiptera, Pentatomidae. The record is from the annotation of a GenBank genome assembly.
AUUUAAUAUUGCCGUUUAUGGGAAGCAGUUGUGUCUUCAGCACGCCAGCGUCAACUCCAAUCUGACCGAGAUGUCAUCAACCGAUAUAGCAGGAAACUUGGAGCCUACUAUGAUGGAGGCUGUGCUUCAAAUGCAGAAUCAAGAAUUAGCUGUUCAGAGAGUGCUUAGGUGCCAUGCCCAGCCUGCCUUGCCAAAGGGUGAAAACUACCUGUCCAGGGUCAGUAGGAUAACACUGGAUGUGGUGCUUGGUAAUGGCAGAAAAUCGCAGAAGGACUUGAUCUUGAAGGAAGUACCACUUGAGAAAAACAAUUUUGAAUUUGUCCACAAUUUGGGUGUCUUCAAGAUAGAAACUGAUAUUUACACACAAAUCCUCAAGCAGAUGGAGGCACUGAUGGACGAGUAUCAUGAAACUGAAGAUUUUCUCUGGUGCAAGCUCGUAUCCUACCAACCUUAUACUUCUAUUCUUUUAGAGGAUCUGAAGGUUAAAGGAUUUAUAAUGAGUCGUCGUCAAUCCUGCUUGGAUCUUGAACAUGGGCAUCUGGUGUUACACAGCCUAGCCAGGUUUCAUGCCAUGUCCAAGAUCCUUGAGGAGCGAGGGGUUAUUAAUGGUAAGGACUACAAGCCAUAUGCGAUUGUCAAUGACAAGCAACUUAUUGAAAGGUUGGUUUACAAUGGUCUCCAAAACCUCAGCAAAGCGAUGCAUCAAUCCUGGGGAUCAGCCUGGCACAGAGUGGCUAACAAACUUAUUAUGCCUUUGGAAGUUUUUCAAAGUAAAAUGAUAGACAUAGGGAAAUUAGAUGAAUCUAGAUUUAAUGUACUCAACCAUGGGGAUUGUUGGUCAAACAAUAUGUUAUUCAAAUAUGACUGGAGUAAUCGUCCCAUCGCAGUCAGGUUCCUUGACUUCCAGGUCAGCCAUUACAACUCACCUUGUUGGGACCUAACCUACUUCAUGUUUGCCUCUAUUGAACCCAAGCUCCGGCGUGCGCAUUAUGACAGUCUCCUGAGAACAUAUACAAACAGCCUGUUGUCUACGCUCCAAAAGUAUCAUUAUUCUGGAAGGCAACCAACUUAUGAAGAAAUAGCAGCUGAAAUGGAGAGGAUUGCUUUUUUCAGGCUGGCACUUGUUGGAGUAUUUCAUCCUGUGAUGACUGCUGAGGGAACAGAUGCCAUGGAUCUUGAAAAAGUCUUAGGUUCUGACGGUUCUGAUGGCUUUAACGAACACCUCUACACCUCUGAUAUCUUUAAAGAAAGGAUGGGGCCUGAAUUUCUCAAACUAGAAGAGCAAGGCCUUAUAUAGAAAAAUGUUGUUAAAUUAAUAUGCUAAUAAAAUGUUUUCAAUUA